AUGGCUGCCGAGGAUGAUCAUCACGACUUUUGCUCGAUCAAGGACAUGCUUGCCAGUGGUGACAGAAUUAGUGAAAUAGGAAACACUGUUGAAGUUCUUACGAAGAUAGAGCUUGAGGUGGCCUACUGUUCUGAGAAGGUCCUAAACCUCGAUAUACUUCUGAUGAAUGUCGCUAGCCAGUUGACCGAUUAUGAAGCCCUGGAGGUUGAAGCUGCCUUCAUCCCUCCCGAUAAGGUCGAGAAGGCCUUUGAGUUCGAUAUGCUGUCCGGGAUUUUAGAUUCCGAGUUGGAAGAACUGGAUAGCUUCAUGAGAUAUCUCCAAGCAGAAAUCAUGGAUGCCCGUCGAAGGCUACAGCCGAGUGGACAUCCUGAAGCGCAAGUAGGAGAGAAAUUGCGUGAUGCUGAAGAGUCUUUGAAGCAGUCACAAGAGCAGGUGACUGAGAUUAGGACGCACUCAACGAAGUUUGAAAGGCUUUUAGCUCUAAGAGGGAAAGAACCAGGUGAGUAUAUAUAUAUAUAUGUAUAUAUUUAUGUAAAUAUAUCUUUUUGAUUCCUUUCCAUGUUGUUUUAUACUAUAGUAUGGAUAAUUUUUAUUGUCUGUGUUCGUCCUGACAGGGAAUGGCGAGGGUGAAGGCUUUUCUGAUAAUGGCCAUGUUUCUUUGAUGGGUGAUAAGUGGAAGAUGCAUACCGUGGGGCAACAAAGGCACGUUUUGCAGAUGCUGGAGAAGUCGCUGGCCAGAGAACUCGAUCUUGAGAAAAGACUCUCAGAGGCGAGGUAUGAGGAGGAGGUACUGAGGUUGAAACUGGGGUUGGUGGAGAAGGAAGCCUCCUGUGCCGAAGAAUCAAUGGCGGACAUUCUAGAGAGGCUGUUUGAAGCUGAUAAUAUUUCCCUGGUGAUGAUGGAGAUAUCGAAAGGAUUAAUAUCGAAGCUCCAGACAGUGCAGUUCAGCUUAAACUGUUCAGGACUGAGAGAGAACGAGAUGAGAUCGAAGCUUCAGGAUAGCUUGCAGAGACUGUCGACUCAAGAAUCCGCCAUGCAGAGGCUGAAAGCGAGUAGGUCAGAAGCUGAUGAUCUCCUGGUGGGGCAGGUGAACAGUCUGAAAUCCAGCCUUAAAGAAGCCGAAGACAGAUUUGCUCUCUCUGAUUCAGAGACCAUAGCUCUGAAGGAGGAGGUGAAUUCCCUUGAGAAGAGGCUGAGAGAAUCUGACAUGGAGCUUCUGACUAACCAGGAGAAGGUUGUGGAGGCAGAGAGAAGAGCCGAGAACGCAGAAACCAGUUGCAACCUAUUAGCAGAGACCAACAUGGAGCUCAGCAAAGAUCUCGGUUCGAUCAGAAUGGUGCUGUCAGAAAAGGAAGAUGCGCUGGACAGGCAGCGCAAGGAGUCGGAUGCCCAGCUGAAGCAGGCCACGGCAGCGAUCGAGGCAAUUGGGGAGCAACGGGAUUUGCUCUUUUCCACAGUCAGCGACAUGGAAACACUAAUCAAGGGUCUGAAGGCGAGAGCUUCAGAAGCAGAUGCCAUAGCCCAGAGCGCGGAGUCCAAGUGUUCUUCGUUGACUGAAACCAAUUCGAAGCUCAGUGUGGAGCUGGGCUCGCUGAGAAGUAGAUUGGGGUGUUUGGAGGGAUCUCUUCAUCAAGCUGAGAAAGCCAAGAUGGCAACUGCGAAGGACAUCGGCGUCAAGGCUAAAUUUAUCAAUGAUCUGGUGAUAAAACUAGCAUCAGAAAGAGAGCGGCUUCAAGCGCAGGUCUGGUUCCAUUUCAAGUUGCACAUUCAAGUUCUCUCGCCUUCUCCAGAUGAUAAUUUUUUACAGCUUUUGAUUCCAAUCUUAGCAUAUAUCCGAUGCUUCUCUUCCACGGUUUCAGGGAAGAGAAGCAUCCGCUUAUGCUGUUUAUAUGAACAUCUGCUUUUCUCCUUGCAGGUCUCCAGACUGACGACAGAUAACCAGGCUCUGCGGGAUUCAAGUCAGGGGAUUCAAGACGAUGGGAAGGAACUCGGUUGCGUCGAAUCAUUCGAAGGAUCAGUCGCAGAGUCCUCCGCGGCAGAUUUUCAGGUGCCUCUCGGCCUCUUCCUGAUGACAUUAUUUCCUUUGAAAAAUGGGAUGCUUGGUGAUUCCGGUGGGAGACAAAAUUACAUGUUUUCCCACCUCAGAGUAAAUUAGAAAAAAUGCAUGUUUUUUCAGAGAAACCAUGAUUCUUCUUCCAUGUGGGUUUCUCUGAAAAUGUUCUUCUCGGUGUAUCGUCAGGCUGAAGCUUAUUCCCCGGGGGUUGACGACUCCGCGGCGGCGGCGGGGGCGGCGGGGGCGGCGCUGAAUGUCGGGGCCGUGAGAUCUAUAGAAGCCGGGCUGCUGGGCCCGAAGCACGUCGUUGUCGCCGCCCUUGUCCUGGCGAUCUCGGCUAUCGGGGUCUACAUUUUCCAGCUGGAGAGCUGCCCUUUUUGA
This is a messenger RNA of Spirodela intermedia, 2434 nucleotides long. Lineage: Eukaryota; Viridiplantae; Streptophyta; Magnoliopsida; Alismatales; Araceae. The record is from the annotation of a GenBank genome assembly.